CGUGGUAUGAGAUCCUGUGAGAUUAUUGGCUCUACAAGAAACUAACGGAUUCUCUAUUUGGAAGAAAUUAGUCCAAUACUACCAUGACUAUGGUCCCAAUUAAAUAUUAAUGUUACAUAUCAGUUUUAUUUUUAAUUUGUUGAGAAUCAGGAGUAAGACUAAUUAUGUGGCAUUUGGAGAUUAACACAUGAUUAUUUAAUAGUUUCUUUCAGUUAAGACAACCCUAUAACAAAAACUCAAUAGAUUGGUACGGAAUUUAAUUUUAGACUGUUAUUUAGUAAUAUAUUAUUAUAUUGAUUAAAGUCGUAAAUUCCUAAAUAGUUGUUAUCAUAGUUCAACUCUUCUUCUUAUUAAAGUAAAUAAAUUAUUAAAUAUAAUUAUUUCGAAAACGCAUUUUUACCACAUUCUUUGUACUGACAUUUCAUUCUUUAUUAAUUGAAUUUUACUCGUAAUAUUGCAAGUUGUAAUUAGUUUUAGCUAAUAAAGAAUAUGUGGAAGCAAUUUAUUUGCAUAGAGUAAUUUUAAAAGAUAAUUUAUUUAUACAUAGAAUUUGAAACAUUUUAGAAUUUGUUUAAUUAAAAUUAAAAACUUUAACUUGGCGCUUACAACUUUGGUAAAUGAUCUUCCUUACCUGGGACUAGCAGGUAGCAAUAAUAGUUGACAAAAAGAGAAUGUUGGAAUGGACAUUCAAAGCACAACAGAUUCCAAUGAAGUUUGUUGGACCAGGAACCUUUGGAGAUACAGGAGCUGAAUCCAAAGUGGUGUGAGAGAAACCUCGUGUACCGAGGAUGGACAUCAAUCGAAGCAAAAAAGUUGUUGAGUUAAAGGUGGAGAUGGUCUGUAUACACGAGAAAAGACUAAGGAAAUGUCUCUCAAAAUUGAAAGGGAUAGAGAAAGUGGAGGUAGACACUAACUGCCAAAAAGUAGUAGUCACUGGAUACACACACAAGAACAAAAUUCUAAAGGCAAUUAGGAGAGGGGGUCUGAAGGCUGAUUUCUGGUCUGCUCAAAAUGAGUUACUUAAUGCUUAUGUCAGUGCCAAUUAUACCAACUUGAGAUUCAACCCCUUCAGCUUCUUCUAGUUUUUAUCAUCCCCAAUUACACCAAAUUUCAUAUAUUCUUUUCUUUUGAGGGUUUCUUUUUGGACUUUAGUACCUUCUGUCUAGUGUGAGACGGUAGAUAUAUACACUACUUUGUAUUCAUUUUGCUUUUCAUUUCCAUAGAAAUCAUGACCAAUCACAAUGUCCAAGGAAUAUAGGGUGUAGUAGAGACAUAUCCAACUAAUUUUGAGGCUUUUUUUGUGUUUUUACAAAUUUCAAACUCAAGCUUUCUUUGUCUGCACGCAACUCCAGUUAAUUAUUGAA
Messenger RNA from Vigna angularis (adzuki bean), 1364 nucleotides. Its product is annotated as heavy metal-associated isoprenylated plant protein 45. The transcript is spliced from 4 exons. The record is from RefSeq and is a predicted model, not a curated record. Lineage: Eukaryota; Viridiplantae; Streptophyta; Magnoliopsida; Fabales; Fabaceae. Gene Ontology annotation, molecular function: metal ion binding. Bases 789 to 1082 code for a protein of 97 amino acids.